Messenger RNA from Fusarium odoratissimum NRRL 54006, 1781 nucleotides. RefSeq lists its product as uncharacterized. NCBI's taxonomy places the organism in Eukaryota, Fungi, Ascomycota, Sordariomycetes, Hypocreales, Nectriaceae. The transcript has 2 exons. Bases 116 to 1525 code for a protein of 469 amino acids. The record is from RefSeq and is a predicted model, not a curated record.
CUUCUUUACUCCGCCUUGAGGCUCAAAUAAUUUCACCCGCUCUUUCAAGCUGAUACUUCGACUUUCCAUACCGACGUUCUCCAAACGAAGGUGUUCAAAGGAUUUCGAAACGAUAAUGCAGGAAAUUUCUAUACAUGAGUACAUAAGGGCCAAGACAGCAACCGAAAGUCAUGCGACAAGUUCAAAAUCUAAUUUGCAAUUUAAUAAACGAAUCUCACAAUGCCCUUAUGGAAGGCCUAUUUCACCAGCACCUCCAAGAUCAGAAAGCUCUGGGGCUUACUCACAAAAACCAAUACCUGACAAAGACCUGCUGGAUGACUUUCUGACGAGGGCUUUCAAAGACAAAGCAGUCUCAUCUCAGGCUCUAUCACUGAACGGAAUGGUCCUCAAGGGAGGCAAACUCUCUCAACGACCAGAUACUCCAAUCCCAGUUACACGAAAUCCAGGGACUCGAGCGGGACCAUCAUUGAAUGCUCUCCGACUUCCCUCGAACAUAUCUAGCAAUCAGUUUGUAAAAGAAGAAGAGAAGCAAAGCCCGCAGUUUCCAUCCCGCAGUACGACCCCCAGCAAAAGGAGACGUACAGCUGGAUUCGGCGAUGAUCUUUACGACCUGGAUGAAGAUGGUGAUCAAAGCCCCAACGACAGCAUCAAGAGAUUCGCUUGCCCUUACUUCCGAAAGAAUCCCGAACGCCAUCUGGAAUGUAUCAACCUCAAGAUGGUCCGUAUCUCCGACGUGAAGCAGCAUUUGAAGAGAAGGCAUACAGCGCCUUACCCCUGUCCAAUAUGCUCUGAGGGGUUCUUAUCGCUGAACUUGCAAGGAAAUCAUAUUUUGCAACAGACCUGCUCCCCAGGAUCUGGAGCGAACUGGGAUAGUGUUUCGUUGGCUUCUCAGAAGGCCCUCCAGGCUCGCUUCGGGAAGAACCUUUCGCCAGAGGCACAGUGGUACGGGAUUUGGAAGAUUCUGUUUGGAACACCCCGUAACAUGCCGAAGCCACAUCUGGAUGGCGUCGUUAAAGAGGUUAUAGGGAUUCUACGCGGAAUUUGGCUGGAUGAGGGCCGACGACUGAUUUCUGAGUUCGUAGAGGCAAAAGACCAGCCGCCCAGCUAUAAUGAUCAACUGUACCGAUUACUUGCGGGGAUUCUGGAUGAGGUGGAGGCUCGCUUUGAACAAAAGCCUUCAGAAAGGAUUUCCAGAAAAACAUCUGUUGGGUCGGAACGAGGCCCCGAGGAGUCGACAGGAGUGCAGUUGGACACCAUCUUUGAUCCCACUACGACAGAGGAUCCAUUUCCAACAGAUGGCAGAGGAGGGUGCGUUCCAUCUUACAAUACUGCGAUCUUGCCUGUCAACUUCUCAGCUACGGCAUCAGAGGUCUCUGAAGUUUCCUAUCAAGCAUCAGAGUUCAGCUUCCCUGGAACGCAGCUGCUCCAGACCCAAUAUUCUUAUCCUGAUAAUCCCAUACCGGAGUUCGACUUUUGGGAUUGCAAUCAGCAGCAACCUAUUCCUAUGGACGGAGCUAUGUUGUGAAAUACGAACAACCUUUCAGUUAGCCUAAUUGACAGUACUACAGACCUUUAGAUUUAACCUUUACUUCACAAUCGUCAUAUCGGCUUGGGAGAGGUAGAUAUUUCAAAGGGAGCUUGGUGCAUCAUAUGGAUUACUGAUGGAACGCCUCAGUACCAAGAAGUGAGAAGGGUCCCAGUAAUACAGGAUUCUGUUAACAGAACGCACUAUAUAACAGUCAACAGGUUGUUCAACUAAGCCUGUGAAAUGAAGACUUCAA